Thunnus maccoyii (southern bluefin tuna) is the source of this 1484-nucleotide messenger RNA. It is a transcript of the gene sirt5, whose product is annotated as sirtuin 5. Lineage: Eukaryota; Metazoa; Chordata; Actinopteri; Scombriformes; Scombridae. The record is from RefSeq and is a predicted model, not a curated record. Gene Ontology annotation, molecular function: NAD+ binding; protein-malonyllysine demalonylase activity; protein-succinyllysine desuccinylase activity.
CGUUGUCCCUUCUGAUAGGCUCAUUACCUGAACUCGUUUACCUCGCUUUGCCUCCUGAUAGGCUCAUCACCUGUAAGCGUGACCAAUCAUCUCAGCUGCUGAGCUGCUGGAUGAGAAACAAACACCGACUGAGUUCCUGGUUGCUACAGUUCAUGGUCUGGGGCUUCGCUUUGACAGGCACCAAACUCCAAUGAUUGUGCGCCAGUUCGCCUGUAGAGGUUUAAUAAACCCGCAUAUUUGUGGUCACCUGAAGAAACCCCCAGGUGGUCAACAAAUGGCGAGGCCCAGUUCAGACCUGGCAGCAUUCAGGGAGAUUUUCUCCAAAGCCAAAAACAUAGCCAUCAUCACUGGAGCAGGUGUGAGUGCCGAGAGUGGAGUCCCCACCUUCAGAGGAGCCGGGGGCUACUGGAGAAAAUGGCAAGCACAGGAACUCGCCACCCCAGAGGCCUUCUCCAGGAAUCCUUCACGUGUCUGGGAGUUUUACCACUACCGCCGCGAGGUCAUGCUCACGAAAAACCCUAACCCCGCUCACCUGGCUAUCGCAGAGUGUGAGGAGCGGCUGAGCAAACAGGGUCGUAACGUCACCGUCGUCACUCAGAACAUCGACGAGCUCCACCGCCGCGCCGGAUCCAAAAACAUCCUGGAAAUCCACGGAAGUCUGUUUAAAACGCGCUGCAUGAGUUGUGGUCAUGAAGCAGCCAAUUACAAGAGCCCCAUCUGUGCAGCUCUGAAGGGCAAAGGAGCUCCAGACCCAGACACACAUGACGCUCAGAUCCCUGUCCAGGAUCUGCCCAGGUGUGAGCAGACAGGCUGUCACGGUCUCCUGAGACCAGCUGUGGUUUGGUUUGGAGAGACUCUGGAUUCAGACGUCCUCAACCACGCAGAGAAAGUGCUGGAUAGCUGUGACCUGUGUCUGGUGGUUGGCACUUCAUCCAUCGUGUAUCCGGCGGCCAUGUUUGCUCCUCAGGUGGCAGCCAGAGGCGUCCCCGUGGCUGAAUUCAACAUGGAAAACACUCCGGCCACCAUGCGCUUCAAGUUCCACUUCCACGGCCCCUGUGGGACCACCUUACCCCCCGCACUGGCCCGCCACGAGACUGAACAUAAUGAAAACCAGUCCGGCUCUUCACAGACCAGACUGUCUAACACUGGAGGACUUUAUUGGUACAAAUACCAAAAAAUAAUGGGGUUGAAUAUGAUGAGUACCCGACAUGAAGAAUGUGGACACAAGGUUCAUGAAAAAUAAGAAGAAGCCAACAAACAAACAGUCAAAAAGGGAAACAGUUUGUUCAAGUUGUCACACAAUGAAGAGUAAACAGAUUAUAUAAUUAAUAUUUAAACACACUGAACUUUAGGCCGUUAAUGUCAAGUUGAUACACUUUGUCUUUUGUGGCUUCUAGCUUUGAUGGUUCAUGUUCUGCAAGGUGCCAACAACAACUGAUUUAUUUCUAUUAAAUGAAAAACUUUAAAAAAAAUGAAAUAUUCAA